AUGUCUGCUUCAUGGUCUCCAUCACCACUCAUUCCACCCUUCCGAUUUGGUACAGUGGAACAUGAGGUCUAUAGGGGUGCAUAUCCAAAGCAACGCAAUCUACGCUACCUCAAGCGACUGAAGCUCAAGACGAUCCUUUCACUUAUUCCUGAUGCACCAGAUGCUAUCUUUCAGGGAUUCUGUGCUCAACAAGGAAUCCGAUCGAUCCAUUUGCCAGUGGAUAAAGUCAAGGAUAAUGUACCCCUCACUUAUAAUCGUGCUGUCGAAGCAGUUCAGGUUAUCAUUGAUCAAGAGAACUUACCGAUUUAUAUCCACUGUCUGGAUGGAGCAAGCGUCACCGGAUUGGUCGUUUGUUGUCUUCGCAAGCUUCAAACCUGGAGUGUUCCAUCCGCCAUGGGGGAGUUUCUAAGGUAA
This is a messenger RNA of Lobosporangium transversale, 414 nucleotides long. RefSeq names its product protein-tyrosine phosphatase. Gene Ontology annotation, molecular function: phosphatase activity. The record is from RefSeq and is a predicted model, not a curated record. NCBI's taxonomy places the organism in Eukaryota, Fungi, Mortierellomycota, Mortierellomycetes, Mortierellales, Mortierellaceae. The transcript has 3 exons. Bases 1 to 414 code for a protein of 137 amino acids.